This is a messenger RNA of Phlebotomus argentipes, 1164 nucleotides long. RefSeq lists its product as uncharacterized. The transcript has 2 exons. Gene Ontology annotation, biological process: sensory perception of smell; detection of chemical stimulus involved in sensory perception of smell. Lineage: Eukaryota; Metazoa; Arthropoda; Insecta; Diptera; Psychodidae. The coding region runs from base 1 to 1164 and encodes 387 amino acids. Gene Ontology annotation, cellular component: plasma membrane. The record is from RefSeq and is a predicted model, not a curated record. Gene Ontology annotation, molecular function: olfactory receptor activity; odorant binding.
AUGCAAAUUUUGCGCAACAAGGAUUUGUAUCAGAAAACUGUGGAAAUGGUGAAUAAUAUGGGUUCUUUUGCCGGAAUUGAUUUCCUAUGUCGAAUCGUAACGAAGCCAAUAACAUUUCCCGGAUACUUGCUGAUAGCUGCAAUAAAUUUCAGCAGCGUGUGCACUGUUUAUUCCACUUACUUCUUCAGGGACAAUUUCACUGAUUUGGCAUAUUGUUUAACAACUUUGGGCAUCAUAAUAAUGGUACUGAUGAAGGUGAUAAGCAUUUUUACAACGCACAAUUACGCACACGAUAUAAUUAAGGAAGUGAACGCAAUAAUCGACAGACUUGAGGGUGAUCAUGAGAAAUCUUCUAAGAUUCAAAAGGGACUUCAAGCUUUUCAAUUGACCUUCAAUAUGGUUAAAGUGUCAUACUUUGCAGCCGGUUUGGGAAUGAUCCUUUUCGCUUUAAUGAAUUUCGCUUUCAAGAAGGAGAGAGUUUUAAUCACAGGAUUUAUCGUACCGUUUUUGAGUCACGAAGAAACUCCAGGAUAUCAAAUUAAUUUACUCUUGCAAGCAGUGGAGGAUAUGAUAGCCGUGAUUUUUCUGAUAACGUACGACUCCUUCUAUAUUGGCCACAUGUUCAUAGCGUGCACGCAUAAAUUGACCAUGACACACUUCUGCAAGGAUUUUGACAAGUUAUUAAAUGAAAACGAUGAGCUUGUGAACGCCGAAGAUGCGGUGAAAUGCCUUAAAGCCUUGCUUCUUGAGCAUCAAAGCCAUUUGAGGUUGAUGAGGAAUAUAUCAGACAUGGUCAAUACUUCAAAUGUGGUGCACUUCCUUUCGAACAUGUGCGUCGUCAUUUUGUCGAUCGUUGUCCUCGUGAAAAUCCUCUGGAUUCCCGGAGUGGCUCUCCUUGGCGUUACCGUUGGGAAUUUGUUCCUGUAUUCGGCGAUUGGCACUCUUUAUUCCGUCUGCGCUGAAAUUUUCCAGGCGGAGGUUUACAAUUGCAAGUGGUACGUGUUUCCGCCGAAGAUCCAGAAGGCCCUGGGCUUUGUCCUUGCCAUGAGUCAGCGUCCUGUUCAGCCUUCAGUUGGAGGAUACGCUCCUUUGGAUCUGCGCACUUUCUUGAAGUGCUUGAAGACCAUCUAUACCAUCACGAUGAUGCUUCUCAAUGCUGAAUAA